CUAUGAUAAUAAAAUCCAUUUUAUUAUUACAAAAAAUGACAUCUGGAGAAUAUAUAUUCAAUCGUCGUCGUCGGCAUCAUCUCCUUGUUGACCCAGCACAGGAAUAUUUUUAUAAAAAUCAUGUAAUGCUUCUGGUAUCCAUUGCAGAAACAUGAGAAGAUGAUCGUGCUUUUUCUUGCUAAGUCCUUUUGGGGUUUGACGCAGAGAACAUAGUUCUAGUGGAUCUAUUCAUCUUCACCAUCUGGUAGUCCUCUUGGAAUAUGUCUGUAUAAGUGUAUGGAUAU
Molecule: messenger RNA, 284 nt
Organism: Acanthoscelides obtectus
Lineage: Eukaryota; Metazoa; Arthropoda; Insecta; Coleoptera; Chrysomelidae
Source: the annotation of a GenBank genome assembly